GAGCGACAGAGGAAAUAAACUUGUACCAAAUUAAGCCCGAGACUUUUGCCCUGCAUUUGGUUCCUUCCUCCCUGCGAGCGCGGACGGACACGUCAGUUCCCCGGCUGACCCCUCUCCGUUGGCUUGAUAAGAGAGGAGUCUCGCCGGCUGUAAUAGUAAACAGUGCGUGAGGAGAGAGCGAGCGAGCGAGCAAGAAGCCCGGCCGGUGCGCUGAGAGGACGAGCGGCUCUUUAAAAGCGUUUGGCAAGCGCGCCUUUGCGGAGAGACACACACCCGGACCUGGACUCUGGAUCCGGAUCUGGACCGUGCCGGCUGUAAACGCCUGUUGGUGAACCGGGAUUUUAUCUUGAAAUCGCUUUGCAGACCACAUCGGAAGGGAGACGCUGCAACGCACGCUGAAGUGCACAGAGGACCGGAGCGCUCCAGUCCACUAGUCUGGAUAUCGGCUACACCUUCCCGUAUGGGCUCCUAAGUCUGCAAGGCGCAGCGAGGGGAUCACCUCCGCCUCUCAUUUGACGGGAGUAAAGGGACGAGGGGACAGGAGCGCCUUGGUCGUGGACGUGAUUUGACGUGAUUUGAGCGGCAACCGACUCGUAUCGGGGAGGACAUGGCAGCGCCGGCAGCGGAGAGAGGAGCCCCGCUGGAGGAGGAGAGAGGAAACAGGAGCUGAAUGGCAGGAUGCUAGCGACUUGAGACACAAGUCACACCAGCUUCCCCACACCGCUCAACACGCCGCUUGCUCCGGUCGGUGGUUCAACUGUCGGAAGGCAAAGUUAACGAAGAAGAAAAAGAAAGCAAAGAACGAAAGAGAGAAGAAGAAACACUUCCCUAUACCUGCCAGGAAUUUUAUUUCGGUUUUUUUUUCUUCCUAUUUUUUGGUUUCAGUAAUUUUAUUUUUUUUUGUGACAAAACAAGGAUGCAUUGUGGAUUAGUUGUUAUCCUGUUAAUGGGAAUCAUCUUCGUCGCCAAGGCUUUUAAAAACGAUAAAUGCGGAGACAACAUAAGAAUCACUAACGCAAACUACCUCACCUCGCCUGGCUACCCGGCGUCCUAUCUGCCCUCUCAGAGAUGUGUCUGGGUGAUAACCGCGCCGGGCCCUCACCAGCGGAUCCUCAUCAACUUCAAUCCGCAUUUUGACCUGGAGGACCGGGAGUGCAAGUAUGACUAUGUGGAGGUGCGAGAUGGCGUGGAUGAGAGCGGUCAGCUUGUGGGGAAGUACUGCGGGAAGAUCGCCCCCUCCCCAGUCGUCUCCUCUGGAAACCAGCUCUUCAUCAAGUUUGUCUCCGACUAUGAGACCCACGGAGCAGGCUUCUCCAUCCGCUACGAGAUCUUCAAAACCGGUCCUGAAUGUUCUCGGAACUUUACCUCCAACAGCGGAGUCAUCAAAUCCCCUGGUUUCCCAGAGAAGUACCCCAACAAUCUGGAUUGCACCUUCAUGAUCUUCGCCCCCAAGAUGUCGGAGAUUGUGCUGGAGUUUGAGAGCUUUGAGCUGGAGCCUGAUACCACCCCACCAACCGGUGUGUUCUGCCGCUAUGACCGGCUGGAGAUCUGGGACGGCUUCCCUGGGGUCGGUCCAUAUGUCGGGAGGUACUGUGGGCAGAACACGCCAGGCAGGAUCAUCUCCUAUACAGGCAUCCUCGCCCUGACAAUUAACACAGACAGCGCCAUUGCCAAGGAGGGCUUUUCCGCCAACUUCACCGUCAUCGAAAGGACCGUCCCCGAGGACUUUGACUGUACGGACCCCUUGGGAAUGGAAUCGGGAGAGAUAACGUCGGACCAGAUCAUGGCCUCAUCCCAGUACAACCCCAGCUGGUCCCCGGAGCGUUCCAGACUCAACUACUAUGAAAACGCCUGGACGCCAGCCGAUGACUCCAACAAGGAGUGGAUACAGGUGGACCUUGGGUUCUUGCGGUUUGUCUCGGCCAUCGGGACACAGGGGGCCAUCUCCCAAGAGACCCGGAGGACCUACUUCGUCACGUCCUACAAAGUGGAUGUCAGUUCCAACGGAGAGGACUGGAUCACCCUGAAGGAAGGCUCCAAGCAAAAAGUUUUCCAAGGCAACACCAACCCAACAGACGUUGCCAAGACAAUGCUGCCCAAGCCAACACUGACGCGUUUCAUCCGGAUACGUCCGGUUACCUGGGAAGCAGGCAUCGCACUGCGCUUUGAGGUGUACGGGUGUAAGAUAUCAGAGUACCCAUGCUCGGGGAUGCUGGGCAUGGUGUCGGGGCUGAUCGCUGACUCCCAGAUCACAGCCUCCUCCCACACAGACCGGAGCUGGGUUCCAGAGAAUGCCCGCCUGCUGACCAGCCGUUCAGGGUGGACCCUGCUGCCCCAGCCGCAGCCCUUCACCAACGAGUGGUUGCAGGUGGACUUGGGCGAGGAGAAGCUGGUGAGGGGUCUUAUCAUCCAGGGAGGGAAACACCGCGAGAACAAGGUCUUCAUGAAGAAGUUCCGCCUGGGCUACAGCAACAACGGCUCCGACUGGAGGAUGGUGCUGGAUGCCAACGGCAUCAAGCCAAAGAUAUUUGAGGGGAAUAUGAACUACGAUACACCGGAGCUGAGAACGGUGGAGCCUCUGCUAACCCGCUUCGUCAGAGUCUACCCAGAUAGGGCCACCCCUGCCGGGAUGGGCCUACGACUCGAGCUCCUGGGCUGUGAGAUCCAAGCUCCUACUCUCCCUCCCACCACACCGGUCCCCACGCCUUCGUCGGACGAGUGCGACGACGAUCAGGCCAGCUGCCACAGUGGCACAGGUGAUGACUACGACGUGACAGGUGGGACCACAAUGCCAGAGACCACUACAGCUGAGGCGGACACCAUCCUAGGGUUCCAGUGGUUUGCAUGCGACUUUGGCUGGGCCAGCAACCCAUCUUUCUGCAGCUGGACAUCGGAGGACACUGGAUCCAGGUGGCAGAUUCAGUCCAGCGGGACCCCCACUCUUAAUACUGGACCCAACAUGGACCACACAGGUGGAUCGGGGAACUUCAUCUACACUCUAGCUACAGCUCCUCAGGAGACUGAGGUGGCUCGCUUGGUCAGUCCAAUGGUCAGUGCCCCAGACGCCAACCUGUGUGUGUCUUUCUGGUACCACAUGUUCGGGCCACACAUUGGCACCCUGCACAUCAAGCAGCGGAAGCAGACGGUAGACGGACCGGCUGACAUCCUGCUGUGGACCGUCAGCGGUCACCAAGGCAACCGCUGGCGGGAGGGACGAGUUCUCGUGCCGCACUCCAACAAACCGUAUCAGGUUAUAAUUGAAGGCUUAGUGGAGAGGAAGAGCUGGGGAGACAUCGCUGUCGACGACAUUAAAAUCUUAGAUGGGCUUAACAUGGCAGACUGUAAAGAUCCUGAUGUGCCCACUGAGCCCAUGUUACCGGAGGACCGCUUCAACGAAAUUAUUGAGGAGAACACGGGCUACCCGGACAUUGUGGAGUCCAACGAGAUCACCGGGCCAGGCAACAUGCUGAAGACUCUGGACCCCAUCCUCAUCACCAUCAUUGCCAUGUCUGCUCUGGGGGUCUUCUUGGGUGCUAUCUGUGGUGUGGUCCUUUACUGUGCCUGCUCGCACGGAGGGAUAUCUGACAGGAACUUAUCAGCGCUGGAGAACUAUAACUUUGAACUGGUGGACGGCGUCAAGCUAAAGAAAGACAAACUCAACGUACAGAACUCUUACUCAGAGGCGUGAAACGGGAGAGAGCAUAUUUGUGGGACUGGGAGACUUGCAGAGCGUGCACAAGGCUGUAGGCAUAUCCUCUUGUACAGUAUAUCUGUGAGCAAGGGGGACUCAAGCAGACUGCUAGUACCCUCACUCACUGGAUGAGGGACAGGUUCAGGAACCAGUGGGAGGUUUGGACUGAUCCAUGCUUUUCUCAGGAGCUGCAGUAAAAAGAACCUACCAGUAGGGGACACUGUGUACAAAAUUAAUACAGAAAAAAAAUAUGUACAGAUGCUUUAGAUGAUAUUUUAAUUUUCUAUUUUGAUUUCCAUUAAUUUUUACAAUCGGAUGCUGGUGUUGAGACCAAUUUAUUAUAAUGUUUAAAGUAUUUAUCGUUUUCUGGGAGGAAACCUUUUUUAAUUAUCAGUUCUUGAAACCCGUUGUGUGUUUUCAUGUUUUUAAAGAGAUGUAUCAAAAUUCUAAAUGAACCAUACUUGGCAAAAUUGUAUAAUUGCCCCAUGGUGUGAAAUACAGGGUGUGCCCAUAACCCAUGACCCUUUCCCCCUUUGCCACCUCUCUCUCUUACAUGAGGGAUAGACCCGUCCAUGGUAGUAUAUGGUUCUGACAGUGCCUUUAGUACAUCUUUAUUUGCAUCUUCUGUUGAUUUGGGUCUUUUUGUACAUCAUUUAAAUUAUAAAUACUGAAAACAGGGGCACAUCUGAUAAAGAUCUACAUUAAAACAGGAUCGAAUCCAUCACAGCGCUUUGCCCUCCCCCCUUCGGUUUUAUUUUAUGUUCCGUCCAAAACCCUCAUAUUGUAAAUAAGUUAAUAUAUUUUAUUGCCCCCUUUUCAACAAAGUAAAAAGAAAAAAAAAGCUGCAGUAUCCCUUUUUUCAUGGGUUGUGUGUAUGUGUGUGUGUAUGUAAAUACAAUCGUCUGACUGUUUUGUGGAAGGUGCAGUGUUACCUCUUUUUUAAUUUCCGAUUGCUUUUUUGUAGAGGAGCGAGAUGUGUGCGAUGCCGGAGUCGCGGCGACGUCAGUGCACGUUCAAACUGACGUGCUCUGUCGGAAUAAGACAUCCGUGCCUCCUUUCAUCCGACCUCCCACUUCACAUCGCCCUAAAGGACCAACAAGUCAAAAGAAAAACGAAAAUAAUUCAUAUGAUGUCCUUAUUGGAUUUAAGCUUUUCCUUUUUUUUCCCCGCCCCGGCCCAUCUUUCUACCCCCCCCCCUCUGUUUCUCUCUUGCUCUGCUUUGUUUCCCACCAGUGACCUAAAUAAGGUUCACACAUCUUCACAAUCAACUUUGCAUUGUGAGACGCAUCGUACCAGUGGCAGAGGAGGUACAGUAGAAUGUCUGCCAGCAUACCAAAAACAAAACCCAAUCAUUGCUUUGCUUUGGAUAAAGACUAGACUUGGUGGUCACCUCUAAUUCACUGUGGAUUGUUCACUGAAAAAAAAAGUGCUAUCUGGAUAACGCAGCUCGAAUGCACUUUGACACUGAAUCCCUCACAGUGGGAGUCUGUUAAAGGGGGAUUAAAAACUGAAGAAUGGUGCUAUCAUUACUCAGUACUAGCUAGACACACAUGACUCAUGAUAACCCAGUUUGUAUUAUUCACAUGCUGUAUUGUAGCUUACGGUCUUUUGAGCCGCAUAAACUUUACGUGUGAACACGUGUAGCAGCCAUAGCGUUGUGGAUGUCAGGGAUGACAUCUUUCAGAAAGGGACACUGGUACAGCGGGGGUGGGGGGGGGUCGAGUGGCAUCAUCUGAAUCAAGUAACCUGGCCUCCACCUGGGGCUUUACCAAAGGAUGGUCGCCCCCCUCCCUCCUGUUGCUGGGGCGGGGGGUCUUUCCAGCACAAAUGUACAAUAUGUCUGUGAUCCGAUGACAGGUAUCACUCAACAAUUCAAGAUCACAAUAAACAGACUUUUCAAAUUACCCUGCCAGGACCCCCACCCCAGAGAGCGAAUCAAGGGGGGGGUAUAGGACAAAAUGACUGUUGGGAAGAACGAUUUGCGACGGUCAGCUUUUAUAUAUAUAUAUAUAGUUUAAAGCAUAAAGCAAGUGCAUACUGCACCUCUAUGUGAACUCUUUGAAAUGUCUGUCAGGACUCCAGUUUGAAGAUUGACAGAUAGCGAGAAGUCCAACGUGAGGGGUUUCUGGCCUACAAAGGACAGGAAGUCACCGUGAACUCGGUGUGAGAUUGACAGUGUCAGGACACGAGGGCCCUCGGGACCUGGAACUUCGUGGUUCUUUUCGCACCACAACAAUCAGAGACGCAAUCCUGAGACAGGAGACGUCCGUUAUAUUAGUGUGCUUUGUAUGUCAUGUGCUGUGGUGAACACAUUCUCAAGCUUGUUCAUUCAGAUACGACGUCCCUGCUCCCCCGGGACCCCCAUACACCGUGCAGUCUGUAGUCGACACACCAUCUGCUAAAAUAGAGAAAAAGGAUACUGUAGCGUGGACUCAAAAGAAACAAUGUUGCACUGAUAAAUAUAUUUAAGAGGUUUAUGUGUUUAUAGCGUUCAUUUGCAAAAAAAUGAAAAUGUCAAAAACUCAAAAAACAUGUUCAUUUCUCUUUCAUCUUUUUAUAUAUAGUUUCAGAUUAUGUAAGAUAAUUCUGAAAUGUAAAAAAAAAAAAUAUUGAGAUGUUUUCACUAUUGAAAAAGGCAUAAUAAAUUUUCCCCACUGUAACGUCCCUCCCUUCCCUUUCCCUGGCAUAUUAUUGUUUCGUUUUGUACCGUCUUUCAAAUUUUUUGUGCAGAUUUUGGUUUGGGGUUUUUUUUUUACGAAAAAAAAGACUUUUAUUUUCAAUACUGCUUCUGUAAUUUGCUGUUAUAAAAAAACACAAUAAACAGCAAGGCCUUAAA
Messenger RNA from Lampris incognitus (smalleye Pacific opah), 6527 nucleotides. RefSeq names its product neuropilin 1a (gene nrp1a). Gene Ontology annotation, biological process: angiogenesis; axon guidance; vascular endothelial growth factor signaling pathway. The record is from RefSeq and is a predicted model, not a curated record. Gene Ontology annotation, cellular component: membrane. Gene Ontology annotation, molecular function: semaphorin receptor activity; vascular endothelial growth factor receptor activity. Bases 917 to 3688 code for a protein of 923 amino acids. NCBI's taxonomy places the organism in Eukaryota, Metazoa, Chordata, Actinopteri, Lampriformes, Lampridae. The transcript is spliced from 18 exons.